This is a messenger RNA of Heterobilharzia americana, 1044 nucleotides long. The record is from the annotation of a GenBank genome assembly. NCBI's taxonomy places the organism in Eukaryota, Metazoa, Platyhelminthes, Trematoda, Strigeidida, Schistosomatidae.
AUGAAGCCCUCAAAGUCUAGGCGUAACGUGAAAGGGUUCACUGAACCUAGUUUUAUGCUACCUACUUUUAAUGACCAUUGUUGUCAACUCUCAUGGAACACUGAAGUUCCAAAUUUUUCAAUGAACAUGAAGAAAACGCUUGGAGGCCAACCUCAAAUAGAUACCCUGAAAGAGAUCAACAAAAAAGAUAGUAAAAAAAGGAAGUAUGAUGUACUGAAGUCGUUUGAAACGAAUGACACACGAGGAGCUGGAGAGAGUUUUCGCCUGCGACUUGUAGAUUUGAUACUUCUUGGUGAGGAAGCUAACAGUGAAUCUAGUCAAAUGCAAGGAGUUGCAGCGUCUGAUAUUAAAUCAGUCAAAGGAGUUGCAGACAGAGAGAAGAACAUAUUACGCUAUUACUACUACAUCUAUAAUGGUAUAAAUACUGAUCACGUAGCCCCAAUUGAUGAAAAAUUGAUGAAAAAAAUAGUUUCUGCAAUUCGGCCGGACAUAGAAGAGAUUGCAAAUACCGCCUUACUCGAAAAGUUAGAGGAUGAAAUACGCGAAGAUUAUUUGUUCAGCGUAAAGAAGGCGAUUGUGAAUUUUAUUAUCAAUGACCCAGCAGAUAAACAAGAAGCGUUAGGUGGAUUUCAUACAACUUGUGAUGAAAAUGACAAAGAAUGUAAGGUGUCAGAAAGCCGUAAAGAAAUAGAUAUUGUACCAAAACCAUGGCAUUCGUCAUUUUUAUCUGCGUACAGAUUUUGUCAGCGAAAUUUAUUUGUAACUAGUACUUGUAUGCUUCAACUGUUGGAUUUAUGGCAUACCGCAUUUACGGAUUUACGACUAAUUGAUGUCAAAGAAUUGUAUUCCAAAUCAACAGCUAUGGAGUUGUCUGGAUUUCAGCAGAUCUGUGUGAAACAUAUUGAAGCAGCCAAGGAGAGACUGUUGAAAAAAUGGUUAAGUGAAAUACAGAAUAUAUUUUAUCAAGGAAUAAACGUAAACUUGUUCCAACUAAUGAUGAACCAGCUAGACUGGAAGCCUAUUAUCGAUGUGCAGCCACACUGA